Messenger RNA from Exophiala bonariae, 3663 nucleotides. RefSeq lists its product as uncharacterized. Lineage: Eukaryota; Fungi; Ascomycota; Eurotiomycetes; Chaetothyriales; Herpotrichiellaceae. The coding region runs from base 1 to 3663 and encodes 1220 amino acids. Gene Ontology annotation, molecular function: ubiquitin protein ligase activity. The record is from RefSeq and is a predicted model, not a curated record. The transcript has a single exon. Gene Ontology annotation, biological process: protein polyubiquitination; ubiquitin-dependent protein catabolic process.
AUGGCUCCAGGGCCAGCAGCCUCGUCCGAUCGCCAAGCGGGACGGACUCUUCCUCGGACUCUUCAGACCACCAGACAUAAUCGGCCGAAUCCCGUCGAUGUGGGCGUACCCGACCUCAAUCGACCUCUACCACCACCUCCAGCCUCUGCUACAGAGCCUUACGAGAUCCCCUCCCUUCGCCGACGUCCUGCGCCGGAUUCUGCCGAUUCAAAUACCCCCAAGGCUGUCCACAAUCGCUCAUUCAGUCAUCCAUUUCCCAAUUUGUUCGGCUCUAAGAGAUCUGAAAGGAAACCUCAUGCCAAGGGAGAACAGGACGGUAUCCCCAAUGCCUCUCGCGAAGGGCGCACGGAUGAUACAAAAGCCAAAAGCACAGGACAAGAAAACCCCCAUCAAAGAGCUGAUCGACAGCCAGUCACAGGGAGGUGUAUGACUUGCGAUUCCACCGUCAGAUGGCCUCAAGGACUCAAGGUGUUCAGAUGUACAACUUGCUUGACGAUUAACGACCUGGAGCCCAGUCAUGAGCCCACAAGCUCUGCCCAAGGCCAAGCACCUCAACGAAGGAUAACUUCUUUAUCCUUGGAUCGAACAAGAUCUUUGCUCGAUCGAUGCCUUGAAGAUUACUUUGAUUCCCUGCUCGUGGAUACGGAGCAAUCCUACAGCCCGGAACCAAUGGACAAUCAAUUUCCCACCGAGGAGUCUUUCCUAUUGGAUGGAAGUCCACCAGAAGGCCUCCUAUAUAGUCAGAAUCCAGACGACCAAGAUUCACCACCUCAAUCACCCCGACCUGCCAUGAAACCUCGAAGUCCUUCUGAAUCGACAUUGAGCACACUGAAACCUUCUCAAAUACCAGAAGGCUCAUUCGUCCAAGGAUUGUCCGCCGAUCCCUUUUCCUCUUCUUUACCCACACAAGAAAGACCGCAUACAGCGCGAGCCUUUAGUUCAAAUGAUCCAAGGCCCAGUGUGACUCGACAAAUAUCUCAUUCUGCUAUCUUUCGUGAAGUCGAAACCUAUAUAUCCCAUUGUUUUGUGGGAUGUGCCACCUUGAAUAAUUCAUUCCUUUCGUCGAGACCUCCGCCGGCCUUCAAACCACGGACUGGCUCAGGCCCUCAGCCACGGCGACAGCCAUCCGAGCCUGCUCCGUCUCCGUUAUUUGAGACUGAUGUGUUCCUCUCCGAGUUUGAUGCGAAAACACUUCUACUGGGAGACAUCGCUGAGAAUGGCUCUUGGUGGCUUGGGGCACCAGGAGGUCGAUCAGGUAGCACAGGGCAGGAUAAUCAGCAUGCCCGGGAUAGAUCCCCAGACAAGCCAGACAAAAUGCGAAACCCGAGCGUCAGACAGUCGAGGAUCAAUUGGAUUGAGCUUGCCGAAUGGUAUCGGGUCGUCAUCUACGCCGGUGAUGUAUGGGAGUCGAAAUGGCGAGACAUCAGAUCCAGGAUUACAGACCACCAGCAAAUUCAACGAUGGGAUUCGGUCUCCCUGAGUAAUAUUCAUCAUGACAUUAUGGAUUCUCGGAUACAUCUCCAUAGAAGCAUACUCAAGGUUUCUGAAAACCUGUUGAAGCGCCCGCGACAACCUCUAAAGCACUCUGACGAUUGUCGAUUCCUUCUGAUACUCCUUGCCAAUCCAUUACUCACCCCAACAAGGUUAGAAGCCGGAAAAUCAUCUCAUCCGCCAAUCCCGAAGCAUCUCCUAGCAGGAAGAGGUCAUGAUGAACGCUUGCGUGGUUCGCCUUCGAAGCGAAUCCCAGCUCCAGCAAGAAGACCUGGAAGCCUUGGCCAUCACUCCGGAAUCAUUAAACGUAUCCUGGGCUUGAUAGCCAAUCUCUCGAAUGACAUCCACCAAAUUCUAGUCUCCUGGUUCUCCAAGUAUUCGGAUGGUCAUUUCCAGCGCAUUGUGGAAAUGAUAGGUAGUUUUGUCACCUACCGACUAUCCAGACAGCAACGCAGACCGGCCGUUGCUGAACCUGUUAACCCAACAGAAGGACUCGUUCCAAGUUUUUCAGAUUCUGGUUUACGUCACGCAUCACAGAUCCAUGCUGCGCUUGAAGGGAGGGGCCAUUCAACAUCAGGUGCUAAUGCAGACAACAAGCCGAAAUUGUCCUCUUAUGGUGAAGAUUGGCAAAUUCGUGUAGCAGCACGAGUAAUGUCGUUAUUUUUCCAGGCCAACGUGGGCCAUGCUGCUCGGAAAAGAGAUGCUGCUGUUGGGCAGGAACAGCGACAUCACAGCCCCGGCAUGAACGCAAAAUACCACGCCAAUUCACAUGGGCAAAUAAUCCCCAUCAAUAACUUUUAUAACACAAUGCUGGAUUACGCCGAUCUCAUUGCUGAUUUUGAGACUUGGGAGAAGACCAAGAGCAAAUUCACAUUCUGCCAAUACCCAUUCUUCCUCAGUAUAUAUGCCAAGAUCCAUAUCCUCGAGCACGAUGCAAAAAGACAAAUGGAGGUCAAAGCCCGUGAGGCUUUCUUUGACAGCAUUCUCAGCAGAAAAGCGGUCAGUCAAUAUCUCGUGCUGAAAGUCAGAAGAGAUUGUCUUGUGGAAGACAGUCUACGAAAUGUCUCCGAGGCCGUUGGGUCAGGAGGCAAUGACCUGAAGAAAGGUCUAAGGAUCGACUUUCAAGGGGAAGAAGGCAUCGAUGCAGGCGGCAUCCGUAAGGAAUGGUUUCUGCUUCUUGUGAGAGAGAUUUUCGAUCCCAAUCAUGGCUUGUUCGUCUAUGACGAAGACUCACAGUAUUGUUACUUCAACCCAUAUUGCUUCGAGUCGUCCGAGCAAUUCUUCUUGGUUGGCGUACUCGUGGGCCUCGCGAUCUAUAAUUCGACUAUCUUGGAUGUUUCAUUCCCUCCGUUCGUCUUCAGGAAGAUGUUAGCAUCUGCACCUUCAACUGGAGACAAAUUGACGUCGACACCAAGGAUAGGCCACGGCUACACGCUCGAGGAUCUUGCGGAAUUCCGACCGUCUCUUGCCCGAGGUUUUAGACAGUUGCUUGAAUUUGAAGGUGAUGUGCAGGAGACAUUCUGUCGAGAUUUUGUGGCAGAAAUGGAUCGGUAUGGAGAAGUCAUUCAAGUGCCACUGUUCCCUGGUGGCGAAAAGCGGGCAGUUACGAAUAGUAAUCGAAAGGACUUCGUCGAGUUGUAUGUUCAUUAUCUCCUCGACGCGUCGGUUACACGACAAUAUGAACCUUUCAAGCGCGGGUUCUUCACUGUCUGUGGAGGCAACGCGCUCUCACUGUUCCGACCCGAAGAAAUCGAAUUACUCGUCCGAGGAUCCGACGAAUCUCUUGAUGUUGCAAGUCUUCGUGCGGUGGCAACUUAUGAAGGGUGGCCCAAGCAUGAAGGACCAGCUGAGCAACAGCCUCAGGUAGUAUGGUUUUGGGAUUUCUUGGCCAAAGUCAAUCCUGGUGAUCAAAGGAAGAUCUUGAGCUUCAUUACCGGCAGUGACAGAAUUCCCGCAAUGGGUGCAACGAAUCUUAUAAUCCGCAUCCAAUUGAUUCGAGGCAAGGACGAGUUCGAUGUCUCUGGUCGGCCCACCAACCAACCCAUUGAGAGAUUCCCCAUUGCGAGAACGUGUUUCAAUACGUUGAGCUUGUUCAAGUACGAAAGUCGUCAAAAAUUGGAGCAUAAACUAUGGAUGGCUGUUACCAACAGUGAAGGAUUUGGCUUGAAAUAA